Messenger RNA from Gloeophyllum trabeum ATCC 11539, 1597 nucleotides. Its product is annotated as Diaminopimelate epimerase-like protein. The transcript has 3 exons. Gene Ontology annotation, biological process: biosynthetic process. Bases 6 to 944 code for a protein of 312 amino acids. The record is from RefSeq and is a predicted model, not a curated record. Gene Ontology annotation, cellular component: cytoplasm. Lineage: Eukaryota; Fungi; Basidiomycota; Agaricomycetes; Gloeophyllales; Gloeophyllaceae. Gene Ontology annotation, molecular function: isomerase activity.
UGGCGAUGUUGCUCGACUUCCUUACUCUCGACGUCUUCACGGACACACGCUACGAGGGCAAUCCUUUAGGGGUAGUCCUCGUACCUUCGGCCGACGCACUCAGCGGAGAGCAAAAGCAAGCAAUCGCGAAGGAGUUCAAUCUCAGCGAGACCGUAUUCAUCUAUCCUCCCGACCUGGUCACGGGGCGUGUCAAAGUCAACAUAUACACAACAAAGCAGGAAUUAUCCUUCGCUGGUCAUCCUGUCGUCGGGAGCACAUAUUACCUCCUGGGUAUUGGCCCGCUGAAAGGGAGGCAGGAGGCUGUCCUGGAUAUUCUGGCAGGUCUUACGCCGAUUACCUAUGACCCGGGCGCGUCACAGGCCUCCGUGAGGGUCGCGCACGAUGUGCUCAUUCAUAAGCCCUACAAAGAGCUUCUGGGGAAGAUCGAGGGCCUGACUGACGCUAAUCUGGUGCAGUUGGCGGAGGGAGGUGUAGCCGUGGUGUCCAUUGUCAAAGGGAUGACGUUCCUUAUGGUGCAGCUGAAGGAUCUGGAGGCGUUAGAGAGCUUACGAGGCAUAAGGGAUGAGCUUGUCGUCGAGGGCAAGGGGGAGCGAAAAGACGAGAAAGAUUGGCUUGUAGGGUUUGUCGGGACUUACUGUUUCGUCGUCACGGGUGAGACGACGGAAAACGGGGUGGUUCUGAAGAAAGUGCGAACGCGUAUGCUUUAUGGGAUCGGGCAAGAGGAUCCCGCCACCGGGAGUGCUGCUAGUGCAUUCAGUGCAUGGAUGAGCUUGACUAGGGCGCCACAGGGAGAGGGCGAGCAGAGAUACCAGAUCACACAGGGAGUCGAGAUGGGCAGGAGGAGCGAAAUUGGUGUGAUCGUGCGCCAAGGAGCAAAGGGAGUUAAGGAAAUUAAGCUCCAGGGUCAGGCGGUGAAGGUAAUGGAAGGAAAGAUAGAGGUAUGAGUCCUGACAGGGCGCACGAAAUACUCGCGUUUCGGUCAGUGAUCAGCCACGGAAGGUUCUUGGGAAGAGGUGUCGGGCUGGGAGAUACUGAGUGUACCAUAAUACAUUCAUACAAUCGGAUCAUUUGUGGCAAAGAGUCAGUCGCAAGCAUUCCUCCCUAUUCCUGCGUAGACAAUCAGCGAAGUGACGUGCCUCUUGGGCGCCUGAUAAUGGGUUGUUUCGCUUCGGCAGCACUCCUGCGUCGACGUCGCAGAAGGUUUUGUGACACUGUCAUUUGAAUGCUUGACAUGCCAACCGGGGACAUCACCGUAUAUGCCUUUCUGGAGGCGGCUGAAGGGAGAGAGGAUGAACUUCUGGAGACGUUGAGCAAGGCUCAAGCGUACGCGGAGUCGGAGGAGCCUGGCUGCUUGCAGUACCGCAUCAGCUUUGACCCGAAGAACAAGCGGUUCGUCUGCGUGUUUGAAGUCUACGAAAACCAAGCAGCUCUCGACAAACACAUUCAGAGCGAGGUUUCUAAAAACAACGUUGCAUUCUAUGAAUCGGGCGGCCUGGCCAGGCCGUUGUCCGAGAUGGACAUCCGCAUCCAUACAGAGUACCGCAAAUGACAAUCUGUUUUAUCUUUUAAAUGGCUCAAAUAUUCAUAUCCUUCCUGA